Messenger RNA from Vigna radiata var. radiata (mung bean), 2025 nucleotides. Its product is annotated as COP9 signalosome complex subunit 2. NCBI's taxonomy places the organism in Eukaryota, Viridiplantae, Streptophyta, Magnoliopsida, Fabales, Fabaceae. Gene Ontology annotation, cellular component: COP9 signalosome. Bases 1205 to 1744 code for a protein of 179 amino acids. The transcript is spliced from 9 exons. The record is from RefSeq and is a predicted model, not a curated record. Gene Ontology annotation, biological process: protein deneddylation.
CUUGUCUCUCCAAUUUCAAUCUCGAGGUUUUAUUCACUUUCAUUUUGUCUCUUCAAUUUCAAAGCCCUAUUUUCUCUUCCCUUUAUAGUCACUCUGCAUCAUCUCUCUUCGAUCUCUUCCCUAAUUUCUCAUCCCUUCGAUCGAAGAGGGGAAGCUAGUGGGGAUAGCGAAAUCACGCAACGGUGGUGGCUCGUGGCUAUUUCCGGUGGUGGAAUUCGUGAUUUGGGCGAAAGUGGUAGCAGUGGUGGAGCGAACUGGACGAAGAUCGAGCCACGGCGGCGAUGUGACACGCAUUAACACGAUUUCAGGCUUGGAGUUACGACGGCCAUUGCGGAUCGAAGAAGGAGGCGUUGCCUUGGCACUUUCUACACCUGCGACGACUCCAGGCGCUACCGACGGUGAACCUCGUUGGAUCGAACUGUGACGACGCCUCUACUCCUGGUGAGUAUUAUAGAAUUUGAAGAUGGAAGAAACCUUAUGAGAGAGAGGAGAGUGGCGUUGACGACGGUGAAAACCUAUUCGGAGGCUUCGGGGAGUGGCUCAGCCUCCUUCGCGAGAAAGGAGAAAUCGCAAAAGCCUCUCAGUUCGUCGAUUUGGAACAGCUUCUCACCCAUGCCUACAGGUAUCAGGGAAAAAUCAUCUUAUUGGAGCAAACUUUGCUUCUGCUACAUCUGGUUAUGACGAAAAUGCUACUAUUUUGAAUGUAAGUUUGGGAUGCCACUAUUGGGUUGCCUACCUGCUGCAAUGACUUUAUUUCAUUUCCAUGAGAAUGGUUGUCUCAAGAAUAAACUUUGAUGCCAAAGCAUUUAACAAAAGGAUCAACUCAGAUGCUGCUGUAGAAAUCACCUUCGGUAGUGACAAAUGGUGGCUUGUGAGAUUGGGGGAAGGGGAUAAGUAUUUUGAGAUGAUGGUGGAUGCACUAUUUUUCCAUCUACUCUUUCAGCCCCCAAGAUUUGAUGGUAGUAAGGCUGCUGAACGUGUUGCUACCCCUGGGGUCUCUGUCGGGCUAGUUUGGAUUGCCUUUGGUGGAAAAGUUCAGUUUGUGGAGACUAAAGCAAUGGGGAUUUAAAGCUCUAAAGCAAACUGUGAAGCUCUAUUAUAGACAUGGAAGGUAUAAAGAGAUGAUGGAAGUCUACAGGGAGAUGUUUACUUACAUUAAGUCAGCAUUGACUCGUAACUAUAGGAAAAAUGCAUAAACAACAUUAUGGACUAUGUCUCAGGUUCAGCUAGCCAGAACUUUGGUCUUCUGCAGGAGUUCUACCAGACAACUCUGAAAGCUCUUGAAGAAGCAAAGAAUGAGAGAUUAUGGUUUAAAACAAAUCUUAAGCUUUGUAAGAUCUUCUUUGAUAUUGGGGAAUAUGGACGAAUGAGUAAGAUCUUGAAAGAACUUCACAAAUCUUAUCAAAGGGAAGAUGGCACGGAUGACCAUAAGAAAGGAACCCAACUUUUGGAGGUUUAUGCAAUAGAAAUUCAAAUGUACACAGAGACCAAGAACAACAAAAAACUCAAGCAUAAUCGUCUCUCGUUCGUGACCUUGCCAGUAAAUUCGAGAAGGGUUUGGCUGCUACGGCUAAGUUGUCUAAAGAGACUUAGAGAGGCAGCAUCUUUGGAAAAACAUGUUCUUUUGAAGAAACUUAGAGAUGCACUUGAAUCCUUAAAAGGGUGUGUGGCAGGAAGAAACAAGGAUGAUGUGGAAGAAGCUAUUGUUAUGGGGAUGUUGCUUUUAGAAUCUUGGAGAGCAUAAACAAAUUUAAGUUGAAAGGACUUCAAGGUGUUUUUCAAGAUACUUUAAAGGCAGAAACUCGGAUUCAUGUAUCUGAUAUUAACCCUCAGAUGUUAAAUGUUGGCAGACAGCAUGCCUUGGAGAAGGGUAAAUGAGAAUGCUUUAAAAUGUCAAUGAUUAGUUUAAGCUUUUAUAAAGGAUUUUGGUUUAAUGUAUCUUCAUUUGCUAGGAAUGAAUAUUUUCUGCUUAUUAUGUAAUAAAAGAUUAUUUUUCAAUAUUUUAUGAUAGGUGAACAAUGUAAU